This is a messenger RNA of Tripterygium wilfordii, 1451 nucleotides long. RefSeq names its product E3 ubiquitin ligase BIG BROTHER-related. The record is from RefSeq and is a predicted model, not a curated record. Lineage: Eukaryota; Viridiplantae; Streptophyta; Magnoliopsida; Celastrales; Celastraceae. The transcript is spliced from 7 exons. The coding region runs from base 197 to 1087 and encodes 296 amino acids.
GUCUGAGACGGAGAGAGACCAUAGAGCCGCUUCUUUUUGGUCGUUCUCAUCGAUCGACACUAGGGGGCUCUCCUUACCCUUCGAGUUUUUUUGAAUCAUAUGUAUUCAUCGAUCGAGCCCUAAUCGAUCCUUAAGUACGAUUUCUUAUUUUGUACGGAAAAUUAAUCGAUUCGAUUCGAUAUUUAAUUAAUAAUCCAUGGAGGGUGACGCGAAAGUAGGUUCUGGUGAUCGAAAGACGAAUGACGGCGAGCAAGAACAAGGAGAGAACCCUAAUUUGAAUGAACAGGAAGCGAUUGCAUCGAAUGAGACGCUGCCACGACAGUCCUCCACCGCAAGAACCCCUUUCACUAACCUAACUCAGGAAGAAGCGGACCUCGCUCUCGCUCGCACCCUGCAAGAACAGGAAAGGGCAUACAUGCUGUUAAGUAUGAACAACAAUGGUAGCGAUUAUGGAAGUUGGGAAGGAAGUUAUUUGCAUGAUGACGAGGACGAUUUUGAUGAUGCCGAUGCUGAUACUGAUGUGGAUGAGGAUGAUGGCACUGAUGCAGAUGAUAAUGCAGAUGCAUUUGAUGUGCAUGCUCAUUCUGAUGGAGAGGCUAACAACCCCAGCAUUGAGUUUGACCCAGAUGUCUAUUCAAGUGAUGAGGCUUAUGCUAGAGCCCUUCAGGAGGCCGAAGAGAGAGAAAUGGCAACUAGAUUGCUGGCACUUACUAGGAUAAAUGAUGGAGAAGCUGAGGACUCUGAGGAUGAUGAUGGUAACUCUCAGGAUACUUGGGAAGAAGUUGAUCCAGAUGAACUUUCAUAUGAGGAGUUGCUUGCACUGGGUGAAGUGGUUGGAAGUGAAAGUAGAGGGCUUUCAGCUGAUACUAUUGCAUCUUUGCCUUCAGUAAACUACAAGGCAGGAAGUAGUCAGAAUGGAAGCAAUGAUUCGUGUGUUAUAUGCCGGUUAGACUAUGAAGAUGAUGAGACCUUGACAGUGCUUUCUUGCAAACAUUCCUACCAUUCUGAAUGCAUCAACAAUUGGUUAAAGAUAAACAAGGUCUGUCCUGUUUGUAGUGCUGAGGUCUCCACAUCAGGGCAUAGCUAGUAGGAGAUAUAACCGUCUCUUUCAGCAAGUCAGGCCACUGCAUCAUGACUUGGGGCAUACGGCUUGUUUAUUAUGCGGGCUCUCUCCUGGUGGAGGAAAGAGCAUCAUCUUUAUCCAUUAUUAUUAUUUCAAUGUAUCAUCAAUGCGUCGAAAUUCGUCUGUGUUUAAUUCAUUUUAAGGCAUUUCAGUUUAAGGGAAUUAUUAUACAAUGAUAGUCAGAUUCUGUUUCUUUUCAUCAGAAUCUACCGAAGUAUACCUUAGUGUUUGAAGAUGGGCCGUCUGUUACUGGACCAUGUCGCUUGAAAGUGUUAUUUUAAUCCAGUUUAUCAGUAUCAUGAAACUGCGAGAACAACUCUUUCUACCA